Messenger RNA from Plasmodium knowlesi strain H, 1089 nucleotides. Its product is annotated as cysteine-rich small secreted protein CSS. Lineage: Eukaryota; Apicomplexa; Aconoidasida; Haemosporida; Plasmodiidae. The coding region runs from base 1 to 1089 and encodes 362 amino acids. The transcript has a single exon. The record is from RefSeq and is a predicted model, not a curated record.
AUGAAAACUCCCCUGGUGGUGUGCUUUCUUUUUCUGAUAGUGGGUGCUAAAAGGGCGGUGGGCCUACGAACACGCAAUGUCAUUGAUCCGAUUCACGGCGGCGUGGGAAGGGUCAUUGGUGGAAAAGGCGUGUCCAUCGAUAGAAACGAUGGCAGUAUUAUAAGUGAUAACGAAGGGGAGAAUGAUCGCAACGGAGGAGAUAUCCCCAAAGCGGAAGGUGAGGAAGGAAGAGAUGCACAAGAUAAAGGGAAUGCAAAAGUAGUAAUGCCCAUAGAUGAAGCCAACCAGAGCAACAUCGCAAAUAUAUGCUCCUGUGAUUUCACAGAAAGAUUGAACUUCAUUCCGCAGGAGAAAACAAAAGUGGUGUGCAACCUGAACCCACACCACGGAGAAGAAGUGAAAAUAUGGGUUAACAAAGAAUACGAAGUGAAGUGUUUCCAGAAUUCUCGGGUGUACUGUCCAUCAAAAGACAACAUAGUGAACAACACAGACAUUACUACCUAUUCCCCCAAAUUGAAAUAUAAUAUAAGUGAUGUCGUGCAUAGAGACAGGGAGGUAAAGGAGUAUCACCUGCAGAUUGACAAAGACGCAAGUGACAUUUUAUUAUUCUGCUCGAUCAAACCUAAACAAGUGUCCGAGUUGUUAGAGGGAGAAGUGAAAAUAAAUUUGAAGAGAGAAAUUAGUGAAGAGUAUUCAAUACCAGAUGAACAUGGAAUACACGCUUGUAACUUUUCUAAAGGAAAUUUAGAUAUUUCUCCAUCAGCAGGAUUUUAUUAUAAAAAUGAUAGAUCAGUUAGCUGUAUUUAUCUUGUUAUUCCAAACAAAUUAUUUUUAAUUAAAUUACCCAAAUUAGAUAUAGUUACAAAUCAGCUUCUGCCCAGUUUGGUCAACUGUUUAUCUGAACACUCUUUUAUUAAUUUUAAUUUAAAACAUGUCGAAGAAGGUGAUGAGUCCAUUUCUUUGCACCUAUCCUUUGGUGAUUUUAAAAGAACAUUUAAUUUAUCCUGCGCAUUUGAUUUAUCCGAAUAUGUUAUUGAGCCCUGUCUGCUUGGGAAGAAGGGAAUCGUAACGUUUUACUUCAAUGCAUAG